Cuscuta epithymum is the source of this 5309-nucleotide messenger RNA. The record is from the annotation of a GenBank genome assembly. NCBI's taxonomy places the organism in Eukaryota, Viridiplantae, Streptophyta, Magnoliopsida, Solanales, Convolvulaceae.
UUAUUGAGUUGUGUUUACUUAGAACUUAAUCAAAUGGAUGACUUAUUCGCUCAGACGAAACAUCACUUUUCGCUCAGCUGAAAAAAUACGCUCCUCCCCGCUGAGACACACGAACAAACACACUUCAUUUAUCUUCCUUUGAACAACGAGUCCUCUUUGACGGACCAAAGAAAGCAAGGCGGUCGACUUCUUCUCGGGCAGAGUUUUUCUUUGGAUCUACAACUUCACUAUUCGGUUCGAAGGGAGAUCUCACGAUGGCAGACAAUUUGAAGACACCGGUGAUGCAGUUUGACAGAACGGAUUACGGAUUCUGGAAGUUGCAGAUCGAAGAUUACCUGUACGGUAAAGAUCUGUAUCAACCUCUGGAUGAUAAGUCGGAAGAUAUGAAGGAGAGCGAUUGGAAGUUGCUGGACAUACAAGCGAUGAGCGUGGUUCGAUUGUCGCUAUCCAGAAACAUGCCCUACACAUCGUCAAAGCAAAAACAACAAAGGAGAUGUUGCAGAUAUUAUUGGAUAUGUACGAGAAACUGUCCGCUGCGAACAAGGUUCACCUAAUGAGGCGUCUUUUUAACUUAAAGAUGUCAGAAAGUACGGGAGUUGUGGAGCAUCUCAACGAGUUCAAUUUAAUCACCACACAUAUGAGCGCGGUUGAGAUCAAAUUCGACGACGAGAUUCAUGCCCUAAUUCUGCUGUCUUCUCUCCCGGAAAGUUGGAACAAAACGGUGACUGCAGUCAGCGCUUCGGCAGGGAAGGAGAAACUGAAAUUUGAUGAAGUCAGAAAUCUGGUGGUCAGCGAAGAAAUUCACAGGAAGGAAUCAGGCUUGACUUCUGGAUCGACGUUGAGUACAGAGAACCGGGGCAGAACGAAGUCGAAGUCCAAAUCAAAUCAGGAUAGAUCAAGAUCGAAAUCCAAGUCAAACACCAAGGGCAAGAAGGACAGAAGUUAGAUCAAGUGCUGGAACUGUGAGGAGUACGGACACUUCAAGAGCCAGUGCAAGGAGCAGAUUAAGGAUCUGAAGGAGAAGACAUCAGCCAAUGCAGGGGCAGAAUCAUCUGGCGAUGAUCUCCUGAUCCUGAGCGUGAACAGUACGUUCGAGUCAUGGGUUCUGGAUUCUGAAGCUUCAUUCCAUUCAUGUGGUAAUGCUGAAGUGAUGGAACAAUAUACUCCCGACAAUUUCGGAGAGGUGUAUCUUGCUGAUGAUGGGCCUCUUAAAAUUGUCGGAAAGGGUACAGUCCACGUGAAGACUCCAAACGGAUGCAUGCUGAAACUGAAUGGAGUCCGACACAUUCCUGGUUUGAGGAGAAAUCUUCUUUCAAUUAGGCAGUUGGAUGAGGAAGGCUAUGCAGUUACAUUCAGCAGCAGAAAUUAAAAGAUCACCAAGAGAGCCUUGCUGGUUGCUAAAGGGAAGAAGGAGGCAACGUUGUACAUGACAACGAACUUUAAUGAUUGUAUUGAUGGUGCUACCGCUGCAGCAAAUGAUGUCAAUUUGUGGCACUUUCGUCUCGGUCACAUGAGCGAAAAGGGGAUGAAGGAGCUGUGUUCGAAGGGCAAACUGCCCGGCCUGAAGACUGUUGAGGUUGGCUUAUGCGAGGACUGCAUAUUAGGGAAACAGAAACGUGUCAAUUUCUCGAAGGGUAGAUAAGCUAUUAAACCGGAGAAGCUGGAACUAGUUCACAGCGACCUUCAGGGACCUGCAGAAGUUACAUCCUUAUUAGGAUCCGCCUACUACAUGACCUUUAUUGAUGAUGCCACAAGAAAGGUGUGGGCCGGGUUUAUUUUAUCACAAAUAAAUCUGAUGCCUUUGAUGCUUUCAGGAGGUGGAAAGCUCUUGUUGAGACAGAGAUAGGUCUGAAAUUGAAGUGCCUUCCGUCCGACAAAGGAGGUGAGUAUGAACUGCAUGAGUUCAAGAUGUUUUGUGUUGAGAAUGGUGGUGAUGACUAUGAAUACAGAUUCUGGGAUGAUCAGAAAUGGAAGAUUGUUCGUAGCCGAGAUGUAGUGUUCAAUGAGCAGGUUAUGUACAAGGACAGAUUGAGUGCUCCUGAUUCUGAGCAAGAAAGUCCGAAGAUCAUAGAGUUGAAUAUCUCUAAUUCGGGUGGGAGCAGGCAGGAUCAGAAUGAAGAGUUGAGUAGUGAUGAAGACCCAUCAACCCCACCAAGGCAGCGGCUUGCCAAAAACCGGAGAGCACCAAAUAGGUAUUCACCUUCUAAUUUCUAUUUGUUGCUUACUGAUGGUGGUGAAAUGGAGUCCUAUGCAGAGGCAGUUCGGGUUGAUGACAAGGGCAAGUGGAAGCUUGCAAUGGAUGAUGAGAGGGCAUCUCUCACAUCCAAUGAUACUUGGAGGUUAGUUGAGCUACCGCAAGGAAAGAAGGCUUUGCACUGCAAGUGGGUCUACCUCUUCAAGAAAGAUGUAGAUGGUAGCAAACGCUACAAAGCUAGGCUGGUUGUGAAGGGAUUCGAGCAGCGGUAUGGUAUUGACUACACCGACAUAUUCUCUCCAGUUGUGAAACUAACUACUAUUCAAUUAGUGUUGGGGUUAGUUGCUGCAGAGAAUUUAUUGUUACAUCAGAUGGAUGUGAAGACUACAUUCCUUCAUGGUGAUCUGAAUGAUGAGAUUUACAUGGUGCAACCGGAGGGCUACGUGGCAGAAGGCAAUGAGGAUCUCGUAUGUAAGCUAGUGAAGAGCUUAUAUGGGUUGAAGCAGACACCGAAGCAGUGGUACAAUAAAUUUGAUGGUUUCAUGAGGGACAUAAAUUUCUUGAGAUGCCACUCCGACAAUUGCUGCUACUACAAGAAGUUCGAGAACUGUUAUCUUAUCUUGCUGUUAUAUGUUGAUGAUAUGUUGAUUGCAGGAGCUAGUUCAAAGGAGAUUGAAAAGCUCAAGAAACAGUUGUCAGAAUGUUUUUCCAUGAAGGAACUUGGAUAGGCAAAGCAGAUUUUGGGCAUGCGAAUCGAGAGGGAUGAGGCAGCGGGCAGAUUGUUUCUUUCAAAGAAUACAUUCAGAAGGUCUUGGAAAGAUUCAGAAUGCAAGAUGCAAAGGCAGCAAUUGUACCAAUGGGUAAUCACUUCAAACUUAGCAAGGAAGAUUCGCCGAAGAACAAGGAGGAGCGUGUUCAAAAUGCAGAAUGUCCCAUUUGCCUCGACAAUUGGCAACAUCAUGUACGCUAUGGUGUGCACGAGGCCAGACAUUGCACAUGCGGUGGGAGUAGUGAGUAGAUACAUGGGAGACCCCGGGAAAGAACACUGGGAAGCUGUGAGGUGGAUCAUGAUGUAUUUGAAAGGUACUGCUUUUAAUGCUUUGUGUUUUGAUGGGAAGAAUGUAGAGCUGAUGGGACAUGUUGAUGCAGACCUGGCAUCAAAUGAUUCGGAUGGAUCAAGGAGCACCAUGGGGUAUGUUUUUACAUUUGGUGGAAUGAUAGUUUCUUGGCUUUCGCAGCUGCAGAAGAUUGUUGCAUUAUCUACCACUGAAGCUGAAUAUGUGGCCAUUACGGAGGCAAGUAAGGAGAUGGUGUGGCUUCAAAAUCUACUUGGGGAACUUGGGAAGGAGUACAAGAAUAACAUUCUUUACAGUGACAAUCAAAGUGUUAUCUUCUUGGCCAACAACUCAACUUUUCACGAGAGAACCAAACACAUUCGGUUGAAGUAUCACUACAUCCGUCAUCUUCUGGAGAUAGAGGAAUUGCAGCUUGUGAAGAUCCGUGGGAGUGAGAAUCCAGCAAACAUGUUUACUAAGGUGGUAACUGGUAACCUUGGAGAAAUUGAAGCUUUGCAUAGCUUUAAUUGGCCUUGGUACUUGAAGUUGAAGGCCGGCGCUACCAUGCUAACAAGGGAGGAUUUGAAGAAGACAGUCUCAAGGUGUGAGAUUGUAAGAUGUUAGAGACUGUAUAACCAAAGCUUUUCUGAAUUUAUUUUUGGAAACAUAUUUCUUAAAUUAUUUUUGGAAACGCAUCCUAGUUGCCUUGGGGUUAGAUUUUACUUCUCUAUAAAUACAAGCUCUCUCCCUUGUAAUCAUGUGUGGAUCCGAAAAUAGCAAUAAUAUUCCUGGCUUGGUAGCGCCCCCAGACGUAGUCAUUCGUGGAAAACUGGGUUACCAAAUUUCGUGUGUUCUUUAAUGGUUCUUCGUGUUGCGUAAAUUAAUUCCUAACACUUGCUGACUCACGCGGAUGGCCUGCCCACUUGUAUAAAUUAAACGUCUGUAAAUCCAGAUUGUAUGUUCAAUUAGUGCCACCUUCUAUACUCAACUCGAACCGCCAUUCUAGCUUAUCUGCUGCGGAAUUGAUCGAGAUAUAUGGCUACCCUUCAGAAUGUGAAGAUCCCUAUCACAAAAAGGAACCAAAGAAAUGAAAGAGGAAAGGCACCGAAAGCUCUUCCGACGGUGGACUCAGGCAAUCGGAAAGACAAAGAGGAGGCGGUAGCAUCAGAUACGCCCGAGGUUCCGCAUUCAAAUAGUAAGUUUAAAGAGAUACAACACUUACAAACUUCUUGUAUUUCUUGCGUAGUAUUUUUUACUUGCCGAUCAAACAUGUAUUUUUGUAGUUUUAUUUGUGGAAUUUUCAUUUGAUUAUAUAUGGAGACGUCAAAGGAGAGAUGAUUGUGCUGGGGAGAGAAAGAAGUCCAAGGUGGAAAUUAAGGAUGUCCCUGACCAUUAUGGACUUGAGCUUUUCAAGUAUGGGUGUUAUGAUCAACCAAUAAACCCUUAUUUUGUGACAAGAAUCCAUCAAGGAAAGCGCAAUGACUUGUACAUACCAAUGGAUGUGAUGAAGGAUAUUACAUUGCCUACAUCUAUAAUCCUGCGUGACCCGAGAGGAAGAGAAUGGAAAACGAAGACAAAGGUUUGGGGCGAUAGGCGAACGCAUUCAAAUUAAUUAUUGAAGAUAAUUGUGCAGUUAAAUAAGCACAAGAAUUAAUUUGAAUGCGUUCCCGAUUGAAGUUUUAGCUCAAAUUUGGUAUGAGUAAACUAGAUUUGAUGAAUGAGAUGCUAAAAAAUUUCAUCAAAAAAUUCCACCGGGAACCGCCCCAAAUCGCGACGGCCGGACAGAGCUUCCUAAAUAAAAACUUAAUUGAUUUUUUUAUGAAAGUUCGAGGACCUAUUUGACAGUUUUCCCAAUACACAACCUUCUACCUACUAAAUGAUUUAAAAAGUAUUUUUGAUUUAUGUAUAUGUAGUACUUUUUAUUUUUUAAUUAAUUGGAUUAUUUUGAAGUGGCUUUUCCUACUGUAUUACUCAAAUAAAGUUUAUGGAUAAAAAUGUGACUUUGUUACACUAUAUUUACCGUAUACAUACAGUCAUAGUCAGGGGCGGAGCCAAGGGAG